GUGGGCAGUCUGCGUGUGAAAGAUUGUUCUCUUUAGCCCACUGGGUCUCAGCCUGACUGCCCAGUUCCAGCUGGGGAGAUUUCUAAGAAUACUGAUGCCGGCCCCUCACCCCCUUUUCGGCCCCAGGCCCAUAGCAUCUCCAGUGGGGGAGUCAGCAUUUGUCAGAGGCCCCAGUGAGAUGGUUGAGUAUUGUGUGCAGUCAGGGAUGAGCCCGAGGGCUCAGAGCUGUGCAGUUGUCUGUUCUGCCUGACUGUCACCAGAGCCCCUCCCGGCCCUCCCUGGCCCUGUUCUUUCUUCCUGGCACUGCUCACCACCCCACUAUGCUCCCCACCAGCUUUCCAGAAACAGAUGAGAUCUGAUUCCCCAGGACAAAGGCCAGUCUCCUACCCUGGCAUUCAAGGCCCUCCUUGCCAGGGGUCCCUACUCAGAAAUGACACCACAUUUCCCCUAUAGAGUCCUCCCUGUUCCCCUCUUCUCUCCAACUCCUGUCCUACAUGAAUCCGUGUGCUGAUUCUAUCGGCUCUGCCUUCAGAAUAUAUCUCAACUCCCAACACUUCUCACGACCCUGCCAUCCACAUCUACUCCCCAGCCCGGCCACCACCUUCAUGCACCCACAGUGGCCCCACUAGUCUUGCUUUGCCCUUGCCUCCCUCCAUCCAAUCUCCACACAAUGACCAAAGUGAACUUUGAAAAAUAUAAAUCUGACCAUCACAUAAUAGAACGUGCAACUUCUAACCCUGGCUUAUAAGGCCUGGUGUCCCCCCUUCCAUGUCUCAAACCUAUCUCCUCAGUCCCUCGGCUCCUGCCAUCCUGGCCUCCUUGCCAUCUUGAAUCCCCAGCCACACUCCUACCCCAGAGCCUUUGCACAUGCUCUCUCCUCUUUCUGGAACCCCUGUGCUCACACCUGCUCACUUAUGGGUGUCUCCUCCUUAUUGUUGGAUCUCAGCUCAAAAUUCUCAUUCUCAGAGAGGCCUAAAUGCCCCUCCUUUAAAAAAAAAGAAAAAAAGCUUUGUUUUCUUCAUAGCACUUAUCACUGAAUGUACCAUGAUGAUUGCUUGUUUACUGCUUGUCUGUCUCUUCCACUAGAAUGUGAGCUCCAGGAGGGCAGGGCCUUUGUCUUGUUCCCCGUGGUGCCUUCCUUACCUAGCACAGGGUAUGGUAUGCAGUAGGCACUCAAUAAAUGUGAGUGACUGAAGAAACAAUCGGACCACUUUCAGCCUCAUCUCCCACCAUUUCUUCCCUCCCCCGCCCACCAUGGCACUGUGAGCUCCAGUCCCACCACCUGGUCCCUCCCACUGACCACGCCUUCCCAAGCCCCCAUGACCCAGAACCCCCUCCAUCCUUGCCUACGUCUCCCCUCAAGGCUCCCCCUCCUCCAGGGCAGCCUCCCUCCUCUGCUAGCCAGUUGCUGUGAUCUCCUUGCUGGUUAGUCUGCCAGGCUAGGCUGUGAGUUCCAGUCCUGGUGCAUAAAGGCUUAGGUGCCUCAGUGGCUGUGAAGACAGCAGGCCCUUCUGUCCUCACCAUUUCAGCUCCCUGUACCUGGGGUUUUCCCUUCCAGGGAGUUUCCUGAGUCUUUCUGUUCCUUUAAUACCCCAUUCUUCCUCCUCGGAGAUCCGGGAGAGGCCAGGGGCCCUAAGUCACCCAGCCAGGGGCCCUUAAGUGAGUGAGAGCCAGCCUGAUGUAGGUGUCAUUUCCAUUUGGCUGCUAAGUGGGGGCUGAGGGGGCUGAGGGAACGACUCGCUCAGAGCCCUGGAGAAACUGACAACUGAGACGGGAGCCUGACAGCCCCUGAGGCCAAAUCCCAGGGUUUCACUCAGGGUUCCUCCAACUUCCACUCCUGGUCUCAGACCUGACAGGCUCUGGGCAACCUGGCAGCUGAAGCCCUGGAAGGCAGGAGUCGUGUGUGACCCACAUGGUGCUCCCAUCAAGAAGAGUGCCUCUGUGAGCAUUUCUCAAAGGGAUGGACUUCCAUCCAAGGGCAGGAAGCCCCUUUCUUUGGCAUCUGUGCUUUGGGACAAGGAGUUCCAACAGUCCCUUCAACUGUCCUAUUGAUAAGCCUUUUGAGGGGUCCUGCUUAAAUCCCCCCACCCAGAGACAUACAGAUAUGGGGGGCACAGGAAAGGCUUCUCGAAAAAGCAAAUGCUCCCCUCCAGGGCUGGAAGGGACCUUGGAGCUGACCCAGGCCUGGGAAUUGUAGAGGGGGAGGAAGUGGCUUGCUCAAGGUCAUCCAGCAAAGCUGUGGGCCCUCAUUCUGCCGGGGCCCCAGUGCUGCUGGAAACCAGCCUUGGUCCCUCUGACCACUUCCUCGCCUGAGAUCUUAAUCACGAAUUUUCCACAGCUGCUCUGGGUACAGGGUAUGUAGGGACGCGUAAGGGGGUGUUGGGCAGCUGUGGUUUUCACCAGUAAAGCGGCAGUUAAAGAUGGAGAGGGCGAUAAGGUCGUAAGCUCUACCCUGAGGCCCCGUGGGAGGGAAGGAGUAAUUUGGCAGAUGGGGCAGGGCGCUGCAGGGAAGGUGGAAAACUGACCACAGCUGUGGUCCUGGCCCUGGAGUCCUCACCUUGGAGCCUUCCCCCGUGCUGGCAGCUGGCUUGGGUUUGGGGACACCCUCCUGCAGAAGCCUCUCUGAGGAGGGGCCAGACGUCCUGGAGAGGGAGUAGGCAAGUCUGGGGGUCUGGGGAGCCCCGAGAAGAGUCUUUUAAAGAAUUGAACACAUAGUAAAUAUAUCAACUUUGCAAAACAGUGCACAGUGAUCAUAAUCUUUUGGGUUUGUCAUCGAGGACCAGCCGUCCUCAGCUCACCUCUGUGCCUGAUUGAGCUGGGAGGACCCCGAGAACCCACCCUUUGUCCCCAUCCCCCCCCCCGGGGUAGUUCUGUCAGCCAAGGGUUUCUAUGGCAACCUCUCUUUGGUUCUGGCUUCCCUUCGUUACUCAUUCAACAAGCGUUUAAUGAGGACCUGCUCUGUGCUGUUCUAACUGCUUGGGAAUGUCAGUGGACAAGAUGGGCCCAGAUCCCUGCCCCCGUGGACUGGUCUUCUAGCAAGUUGGAUGAACUUUAUGCCCCCCUUUCCAGGAAAAUGCAUUUAGGUAUGAAAACUUGUCUACAAAUUUGUGGGGCUCCUGGACCCCAAUUGAAGCACCUUCAUCUUAGAGGGGUGAUUCCCUAACGCAGCUUGCUACCCUAACACAGUCUGAGCAUUUCCUCCUGUCCUGGGCCCCUCUGAACCAGGAGUGAGGGGGCAGCAGAAGCCAGCCAGGCCCCCCGCAAGUUCUCAGUCCACUGGUGCUGACUUGCUGAUGGACGUCAUGGAGCCCCAGGGGGCUCUGAGCAUCUCAGAGCUGGUCUCUGGGGACGUAGGUGAGCUUUGAGAGCCCAGCUCAGGUCUGAGAGGCAGGGCAGGGAGGUAGAGAAAGUGUGUCCCUCAUGAGGAGGGCCAGAGCCUGGGCAUAAGCCAAGCUUAGAAGCCUGUGGCUGGUGGUGGCCUUGAGGCCUCCAUCCAUCCCCUGCCUUCAGAAGAGCAGCUUGUCCUCCAAGACUCCGGUCAGGGGUCUGUCCUGUCCCUGGUUGUCCCCACCCUGACCUUCCUCCAUGUGCAUCUCUCCCAUCGCCGCCCUCUUCACACAGCGGGGCUGGUCUCUUUCUAGGUCCGUUUCCCCCACUAACUCAGCAGCCCUGUGAACGUAGGCCUGUGCCCGCCGUCUGUGUUCCUGCCUCCUGUCUCCACCCAUGACAUGGUCAAUGGUCAAUAAGGUUUGUUAGUUGAUUGGCUGAAAGAUGCAAAACCCAGCAGGGAUAACAAAGAGAUGAGUGGUUUUCCUGUGAGCUUUAGGCCACCCACCCCCAGGAAGCAGACUCUGAGACAAAGGUGAGCCUGCAGGGCACUCACCAGUAGAGCUCUUGGGGUCAGUACCUCUGGUGAGAAGAGAAGGAAGCAGGACAGGACAGAGGGAGGAGUGGGCUGCUGUGUAGACAAAGCCUCAGCUGACCCUGGGGAUUUCUGGAGGUGGGGUGGCUCCUCAGAUCUGGGGGCAGGGCAUCAGGCCUUUGCAUCCCGCACCUAUCAUUGGAUGAGAGCUCCAUGGGGGACCUCAGCCAUAGGCAAGGCCAUUGCCAUAGGAGCUGACACUGAGACCCCUCGCAGCAGCUGGGGGUUGUCCUUCUUUUCUGGUGGCACAUCAGGUGGCCACCACACUACCUCUCUCAUAGUAAGAGAGACUAACCUUUUAUAUAUGUGUGUGUAUCUUUUUAAAUGUCAUAACGUUUAUCUAUUCGAACAUACUAAAUAAACAAAAUAUAAAACUAAAUACCAUAUACUGAAACAAGAGGUUUUUGAACCUCCGUGGAGUGGGUCCUCAGGCCAUCAGGCUGUCUCUGGGGACCCUCGUAGGGUCCCUAAGGAUCCUCUUGGUGAACACUCCUUCCUAGGGUCCGGCUGCUGAUGUCCACUGCCCCCAAACUCAGAAGAGCCUCUCUAGGACCCAGGGGCUGGGCAUGCCCCCCUUCUCUGCUGACCCAGCCCCGGCUCCCAGUCCAAGGCCAUGUUGCUAUCUCCAAGAUCAGAUGGUGGGUAGGACAGCAUCAGGCACGUGCUCUGCCUCCCACCCUGUCCAGGGACCUUGCUCGCCAGCUGUGGGCGGUUUGGGCCAACCUCUCCGCCUCCUCCCUGCUGUGGCCCCAGCCUAUAAAGCCACCCUGUGUGUCCCCGCCGACCCUGGCCCCCUCCCCUGACACCCAGAGCCACAAUGGCAGAGCUGCCGGUGUCGGAGAUGCCCAGGGACCCUGCUCUGUGCAGUGGGCGCUUCACCAUCAGCACGUUGUUGGGGGGCGAUGAGCCCCCCCCACCGGCCGCCUAUGACAGCAGCCACCCCAGCCACCUGACCCACGGCAGCACCUUCUACAUGCGCACCUUUGGCUACAACACUAUCGAUGUGGUGCCUGCCUACGAGCACUAUGCCAACAGCACCCUGCCCGGCGAGCCCCGAAAGGUCCGGCCCACACUGGCCGACCUGCACUCCUUCCUCAAGCAGGAAGGCAGCCACCUGCAUGCCCUGGCCUUUGACAGCCGGCCCAGCCAUGAGAUGACCGAUGGGCUGGUGGAGGAUGAGGCAGGUACCAACGGCGAGAAGAACCCUGAGGAGCCUGCGCGCUUUGGCUGGGUCAAGGGGGUGAUGAUCCGUUGCAUGCUCAAUAUCUGGGGUGUGAUCCUCUAUCUGCGGCUCCCCUGGAUUACCGCCCAGGCAGGCAUUGUCCUGACCUGGAUCAUCAUCCUGCUCUCGGUCAUGGUGACCUCCAUCACGGGCCUCUCCAUCUCGGCCAUCUCCACCAACGGCAAGGUCAAGUCAGGUGGCACCUACUUCCUCAUCUCCCGGAGUCUUGGCCCAGAGCUAGGGGGCUCCAUCGGCCUCAUCUUUGCCUUCGCCAAUGCUGUGGGUGUGGCCAUGCACACCGUGGGCUUCGCAGAGACCGUGCAGGACUUGCUCCAGGAGCACGGCUCGCCCAUCGUGGACCCCACCAACGAUAUCCGCAUCAUUGGCGUGGUCACCGUCACUGUGCUGCUGGCCAUCUCCCUGGCUGGCAUGGAGUGGGAGUCCAAGGCCCAGGUGCUCUUCUUCCUCGUCAUCAUGGUCUCUUUUGCCAACUACCUGGUUGGGACACUGAUCCCCCCCUCUGAGGACAAGGCCUCCAAAGGCUUCUUCAGCUACCGGGCGGACAUUUUUGCCCAGAACUUGGUGCCUGACUGGCGGGGCGUGGACGGCAGCUUCUUCGGGAUGUUUUCCAUCUUCUUCCCUUCAGCCACGGGCAUCCUGGCAGGAGCCAACAUCUCCGGGGACCUCAAGGACCCUGCUGUAGCCAUCCCCAAGGGAACUCUCAUGGCCAUUUUCUGGACCACCAUUUCCUACCUAGCUAUCUCGGCCACCAUUGGCUCCUGUGUGGUUCGAGAUGCCUCCGGGAUCCUGAAUGACACGGUGACCCCCGGCUCAGGCGCCUGCGAGGGGCUGGCCUGUGGCUACGGCUGGAACUUUACCGAGUGCUCCCAGCAGCACAGCUGCCGCUACGGCCUCAUCAACCACUACCAGACCAUGAGCAUGGUGUCGGGCUUCGCACCCCUGAUCACGGCCGGCAUCUUUGGGGCCACCCUCUCCUCAGCCCUGGCCUGUCUCGUCUCUGCCGCCAAAGUUUUCCAGUGCCUGUGCAUGGACCAGCUGUACCCGCUGAUCGGCUUCUUCGGCAAAGGCUAUGGCAAGAACAAUGAGCCAGUGCGUGGCUACCUGCUGGCCUAUGCCAUUGCUGUGGCCUUCAUCAUCAUUGCUGGGACCUCCCUCCCCAGGUCUGAACUAGCCCCCAGGAGCACAUUGGGAACACAGGACAAGCUGACUGAUUCCUCCUCGGGAGCUGGUACAAACAGCUGGAUCACUAUCUCUGUAGCUGAGCUCAACACCAUCGCCCCCAUCAUCUCCAACUUCUUCCUGUGCUCCUAUGCGCUCAUCAACUUCAGCUGCUUCCACGCCUCCAUCACCAACUCACCCGGGUGGAGACCCUCAUUCCGAUACUACAGCAAGUGGGCGGCACUGUUUGGGGCGAUCAUCUCCGUGGUCAUCAUGUUCCUUCUCACCUGGUGGGCGGCCCUCAUCGCCAUCGGUGUGGUCCUCUUCCUCCUGCUCUAUGUGAUCUACAAGAAGCCAGAGGUGAACUGGGGCUCCUCGGUACAGGCUGGCUCCUACAACCUGGCCCUGAGCUACUCGGUGGGUCUCAACGAGGUGGAGGACCACAUCAAGAACUAUCGCCCCCAGUGCCUGGUGCUCACGGGGCCCCCCAACUUCCGCCCAGCCCUGGUGGACUUUGUGGGCACCUUCACCCGGAAUCUCAGCUUGAUGAUCUGCGGCCACGUGCUCAUUGGACCCCGCAAACAGAGGAUGCCUGAGCUCCGGCUCAUCGCCAACGGGCACACCAAGUGGCUGAACAAGAGGAAGAUCAAGGCCUUCUACUCUGACGUCAUCGCUGAGGACCUCCGCAGUGGUGUCCAGAUUCUCAUGCAGGCUGCAGGUCUCGGGAGGAUGAAGCCCAACAUUCUGGUGGUCGGGUUCAAGAAGAACUGGCAGUCGGCUCACCCGGCCACAGUGGAAGACUACGUCGGCAUCCUGCACGACGCUUUUGAUUUCAACUACAGUGUGUGUGUCAUGAGGAUGCGGGAGGGGCUCAACAUCUCGAAGGUGAUGCAGGCGCACAUUAACCCCGUGUUUGACCCAGCGGAGGAUGGCAAGGAAGCCAGAGCCAGUGGAGCCAGGCUGUCUGUCUCCGGCACGGUGGACCCCGAGGGCCUGGUGCAGGAAGAGCAGGCCAGCACCAUCUUCCAGUCGGAGCAGGGAAAGAAGACCAUCGACAUCUACUGGCUAUUCGACGAUGGAGGCCUCACCCUCCUCAUCCCCUAUCUCCUCGGCCGCAAGAAGAGAUGGAGUAAAUGCAGGACCCGCGUGUUCGUGGGGGGCCAGAUCAACAGGCUGGACCAGGAGAGAAAGGCGAUCAUUUCUCUGCUGAGCAAGUUCCGGCUAGGAUUCCACGAAGUUCACAUCCUUCCCGACAUCAACCAGAAGCCGCAGGCUGAGCACACCAAGCGGUUUGAGGACAUGAUUGCGCCCUUCCGCCUGAAUGAUGGUUUCAAAGACGAGGCCACGGUCAUGGAGAUGAGGCGGGACUGCCCCUGGAAGAUCUCGGAUGAGGAGAUUAACAAGAAUAGAGUCAAGUCCCUUCGGCAGGUGAGGCUGAACGAGAUUCUGCUAGAUUACUCCCGGGAUGCCGCUCUGGUCAUCAUCACCUUGCCCAUAGGGAGGAAGGGGAAGUGCCCGAGCUCGCUCUACAUGGCCUGGCUGGAGACGCUGUCCCAGGACCUCAGACCUCCGGUCAUCCUGAUCCGAGGAAACCAGGAAAACGUGCUCACCUUUUACUGCCAGUAACUCCGGGCUUGGCUGUGCCUGCCCAAAGCCAGGAUGCAGGGGAUGCCCACCUGUCCACGGGGACAGGACACAUGCCCCAACGCACUUUAAGUGGUAGCAUCUGAUGACCUCAUGGAAGAAGCUGGUAGAUUUCCAAAUUUCAGCUGGACCCCACUCCCCUCAGACAAGUCCUCUGGGCUUUGUUUUUCUGGGCUGGAGAAGUAGCAGGUGGAGCUGUCUGGAAAACUCUCUGGUGGAUUCAUAUUCCUUUUAAGUUUUCUUUUGCUCUUGAUUACAACAAAUUAAGAUUUCAAUCUUUGAUUUGUAUACAAAUUUUAGUCAGAGUGCUGAGUGUGAAUUUUGGCCGUUUCUACAGACCUUUCCUGGGAGCACCCCCUAAACACUCCUCCCCCCUCCAAUAUCAGGAGAGUGGGCACCCCACCUACAGCCCUUACAGGGGGAAUACAGGGGCUCGUUGAGCCUCCAUAACAAUGCAAAUUUAUUUAACCACCUCUCACUUCCUUUGCUUUCAAUAGCACGUCUUCAGUGUUUUGGUUGGUUCUUUGGUAGACCGGGACUUUCAAACAUUUUCAGACUGCAACCCACAGUAAGAAAUCUAUUUUACAUUGAGGUUUGGAACAAACACAGUGAAACUGAAGUGUCACAAAACAAUCCUUAUCCUUACUAUGAGUGAUGCACUUUGGUAUUUUCUAUUCUUUCUACUUCUUGUUCUCCUUUUAAUGUUGGUUGCAAUCCACUAAAAUGAGUUUGGGAUCCACUAAUGGGUGCUGACUCAUGAUUUGAAAAAUACAGCUUAGACUUUCUUCUGUGCCCUGUGUUUUUCUAUACAACAGGGAGUUCAUCUAGUUGGAGAAAGGCCAUGGUGGGCAUCACUGGCAUUUUCCCGAGCUCAUCCCACAGGGAAGGAAAGGGAACCAACAAAAACACCAGGAGGAGGGGUAUGGAUGGUGGGUGUGUCAGGAAAGAGCUUCAAAGGAGGGGCAUGGUUUAGGGAGUCUCAUGCAGGGGUGUUAAAUUUCAGGUUUGGUUGGGGGUGCAGGUUUGGUGGGUCAGGAAUGGGGAAGCAGAGAGGUGGGUGUAAAGAUGGCAACAUUGGGCAAAGAAUCAGAAAGGUCCAAACCCAGCCCAAGGCUGGGGGGAAGGACAGGGAGGAGGAACCACCAGUAAGAGAUGGAAACAGAGUAAGUAGCAGAGGGGCUGCAGUGCGGGGAACGUAAGAUGGGGCUCAGAGACGAGAGAGAACCUGGGGGAGAUGAACCUUGCUCAGGUAAGUGUGUUCAGGCUACUGUGGAUGGAACCCCCCAGAGUGUUUGCACCGCCACCUGGGAUGCAGGAGCAGAAUGUACAUUAAGAUAUGUCCAAUGCUGGUGCGUGAGGCUCUCUGAAAGGGCAUUUCAGCUCAGACGUACCCAAGCGGCAUAAAGGUGAGCUGUUGGGGGAUUCCACUGGCUGAGCCUUCUUCCAAUUGCACUGGGGUAGCCAAGGAACCAGGCAUCUUUGGGUCUGGUUGACCCCCUCCAAGUGCACUGAAGCACCCACUUAGUCAUGAAGGCGAAAGUCCCUUUCUUGGGGUUGGGACUCAAAGGACUUUAGUGUUCGUCCCACUACAGAGACCAAGGCCCUGGGUUCCCAGGCUGUGAUAAGCCCCACUGUCCUGUUAUUACAUCAGGCCUUUGCUGAGGGAGCCAGAGCGCCUGGCUGAGCUCCUGAAGGACGGAGAGGGGGCUGCCUCUGAGCCGUUCAGUGGACCUGGACCAACUCUAACUCCAGGUAAGGCAAAGGCUCCAUCAGGGAAUGCUUGCCUUUCUAGAGCCGCAUGGAAAACCAUUUCCUGGCAAACAGGUGCUCCCUCUUCUGACCUCAGGGAGUCACUGAUCCAAGAACAGAGAAUGCUUUGCCUUUGGGAAUUAAAAAAAAAAAAAUUCACCGUGUUGGAAACCAAAUUUUGAACAAUGAUAAUAGCUUUGUUUAAAAAAAACAAAGGCUUUGGGGACUUCCCUGGUGGUGCAGUGGUUAAGA
Molecule: messenger RNA, 9968 nt
Organism: Delphinapterus leucas (beluga whale)
Lineage: Eukaryota; Metazoa; Chordata; Mammalia; Artiodactyla; Monodontidae
Source: RefSeq, a predicted model, not a curated record